AGGGCAUUAGAUGGAACUAACAAUGGAGUCUCAAAUUCCUAAACAGAAGAGACAAUCGAAAGAGGAGUUAGUAGAUGUUAUGAAAGGAGAUAUUGGCUUCUGUGGCUGGGUCAUACUGAUACUGUCAGCGUUCUUGACAGCUAUUAUGUUCCCUCUCUCCAUCUGGUUCUGUGUUAAGGUUGUUAAAGAAUAUGAGCGUGCUGUCGUCUUUCGUUUGGGACGCAUAAUUUCAGGAAAAGCAAGGGGACCAGGUUUAAUGUUUAUCAUACCUUGCACAGAUAAUUUCAUUAAGGUAGACCUUCGAGUUCUUUCAUUUGCAAUUCCUCCUCAAGAGAUCCUUACUAAGGAUUCUGUGACUACGACAGUGGAUGGAGUUGUCUACUACAAGAUUAAUAAUGCAAUAAGUUCUGUGGCCAAUGUAAACAAUGUCCAUUUAGCGACCCAACAACUGUCUCAAACUACUCUAAGAAAUAUUUUGGGAACACAGAGCCUUAGCAACAUCUUGUCGAACCGUGAGGAGAUCGCCCACAAUAUUCAGGCAAUACUUGACACAGCGACUCAUGAGUGGGGUGUAAAUGUGGAGCGUGUAGAGAUGAGAGACGUGCGUCUCCCUGUACAGAUGCAAAGAGCCAUGGCUGCGGAAGCAGAAGCUGUAAGAGAAGCUCGUGCGAAGGUUGUAGCUGCAGAAGGUGAGAUGAAUGCAUCCCGAGCUCUGAAAGAGGCCUCCCUGGUGAUGAUGGAAUCUCCAGCGGCACUGCAACUGCGUUACCUGCAGACACUAAAUACAAUCGCAGCUGAGAAGAACUCUACAAUUGUAUUCCCUAUCCCAAUUGACCUGUUUCAAGGUCUGCUUAACAAAAAGUGAGCAGGUUUAAAGAAUCGGCUCUAAAAUGAUAAGAAAUGCAAUAGACAAAUCCUUAACCUUAGUUAAGACAAAACUAUAUUUUAGCCUUAUCAAUGGAUUCUGGAUGAUACUUUUUUCUUUAAUGGCUGACUCACUUAACUCUUUGAAAUUUAAAAAGGUAAAUCAAAUUAAAGCCGAAAUCAGAGCAAUCACAGUUUCCAUUUGCAAUAUAUUUGUUCAUAUAUAAUGUGAAGAUUUUCCAUAACAUUUCCUCACAAUCAACAUUUGGGUAUUUAGGGAGGUUGAUCUAGCAAGAGGUUGCUUAUCUGUUUAACAUAACAAAUAUUAACAUUCUCCUAAGAUCUGGUGAUUUUAUAGAAUUUAUGAUACUUAAGGGCCAGAGGUGAGUCUGGGGAGUCAUUUCCCCCCGGUGUCCUUUCAUAGUUUUAUAGCAUUAUUGUUGUACAGGACUGUAUAUAAAAUAGUGUUUUAAAAUGUGUUUUCCUUAAAUAAAAUAAAUUGUCAGCACCUCUACAGCUGGCCUGGUGCAUUGAAUGAGUUGUUCUCUAAAUAAGGGUCGAACUCAAUCUCAGGGUCAAUCUCAAUGUCAAUCAAAUAGACUAACAUUUGAUUGCCAAUUGGUUAUGAGAGUUCUAUAAUUUAUUAUGUUUAAACAGUAAGAGUUUUACUAAAUAGAGUCACAAGGUGUGGAUUUGUCAACCAACCCCAAGACUUACUAAGAACAUCAGGUAUAUCUUAUAUGAUUGUCCUUCACUCACGUACAACUUUCUUUUUUCACCAUGGGGGUGUGACCUGCUCUUCAAAUGAAGGAACUUCAUCAAUAUUAAGACCUGCUAUGGGAUCCAAACACUGGCCACUAAAACAAACUGUCCCUAAACUGUCAGCCUCCCUUCCAAAUAAAAUUUCAAAUACUAUUUCCCCUUUCUCUGAGGUGUUUUUCUAAGUGGGUUAAAAUUGAGGAAACUCUGUAAUUUAAAGCCAUGGGGCAUAUGUCCCUUUGCUCUUUAAUGGAGUUGCCAUUGAUUUCAGGUAUUUCAGGUCCUGCCAAAUGCACUUUAUUGACUGUCCAGUCUACAUAAAUAUAAC
Molecule: messenger RNA, 1951 nt
Organism: Pelobates fuscus (common spadefoot toad)
Lineage: Eukaryota; Metazoa; Chordata; Amphibia; Anura; Pelobatidae
Gene: STOML3
Product: stomatin like 3
Exons: 7
Coding region: 11-865 (284 amino acids)
Cellular component (GO): plasma membrane
Source: RefSeq, a predicted model, not a curated record